GGUAUCUCUUUUAGAGAAAUGCCAUAACACGAAUACUGCCUCAUCACUGAGGCAGGAAAGUACCGGAGAGAUGGAAACAAAGUGCAUUGUACUUCUUUGGCUUUCGAUUCUAGUGCUGAUUCCUUUUGAUAUAUCUUCUGUGGAUACUAGUAUAACCAGUAGCAACUAUGCUGGGAGUGAUGAGCCUCCUCCAUUGGUAGUGAGGAUUUUGGAUAUCUGUAAGGACUAUUUAUCAAAUGCCGGUCCUAUGCGCACCAUAGCAGGAUUGCUGCUGUCGAAGCUCUUAACACGCCCUGAUAUGAUGAAGGCAUUUAGCAGUUUUAUUGAUUGGACGCAUAAAAUUCUCUCUUCCGUGGAGGACAAUGUUAUAGAACACUUCCGGUUGCUAGGUGUGAUCGAAGCUCUAGCUGCCAUUUUUAAGAUUGGUAGCACAUCAGUAUUGCUGAAUGUUGCAGCAGAUUUAUGGAAUGACACAUCAGCUUUGAUAAAGUCUCGUGCUGCUUCUAAGAGUCCCUUACUUCGGAAGUAUCUGGUAAAGCUAACCCAGCGGAUUGGGCUUACUUGCCUGCCUCAUCGUCCUGCAUCAUGGCGCUAUGUGGGUACAAAAAGGACUCUUGGAGACAAUAAUUCCUUACAUGUGACAAGCGAUAGUAACCAAUUCAAUGAUUCGGUUAACGCAAACUCCUCUCAAGAGACAAGCUGUGUUGAAGAGGAAUAUAUGGAUAUUCCAGAUAUCAUAGAAGAUAUUAUCGAACUUCUGCUGUCAGGAUUGAAAGAUACGGACACUGUUGUCCGAUGGUCUGCUGCAAAAGGUAUUGGCCGCAUCACAUCACGCCUAACUUAUUCGCUCUCAGACGAAGUCUUGUCAUCUGUUUUGGAGCUCUUUUCUCCUGGUGAGGGAGAUGGUUCAUGGCAUGGUGGAUGCUUGGCACUGGCAGAACUGGCACGCAGAGGAUUGCUCUUACCAAUCAGUUUUCCUAAAGUUGUUCCUGUUAUCGUAAAGGCUUUACAUUAUGAUAUUCGAAGAGGACCUCAUAGUGUUGGAUCUCAUGUACGUGAUGCUGCGGCUUAUGUUUGCUGGGCUUUUGGUCGUGCCUAUUUCCACAGAGACAUGAAAGAUGUGCUGGAACAGCUGGCACCACAUCUUCUAACCGUGGCCUGUUAUGACCGUGAGGUUAAUUGCAGAAGAGCAGCAGCAGCUGCUUUCCAGGAAAAUGUCGGGAGACAAGGAAAUUUCCCCCAUGGCAUUGAUAUAGUAAAUACAGCUGACUAUUUUGCCCUUUCCUCUCGAGCAAACUCGUACCUUCACGUUGCUGUUGGCAUUGCUCAAUAUGAUGGCUACCUUCAUCAAUUUGUGGAUGUGCUGUUGAAUAGUAAGAUUUGCCACUGGGACAAGGGUUUGAGAGAACUUGCAGCAACUGCCAUGUCAUUUCUUGUGAAAUUUGAGCCGGAAUAUUUUGCUAAUGUAGUUUUGGAGAAAUUAGUUCCUUGUACUCUAUCGUCUGAUUUGUGCAUGCGGCACGGUGCAACCUUGGCCUCUGCGGAGGUGGUGUUGGCUUUACAUAAGCACAACUAUACUCUUUCCACAGAUAAGCAAAUAGUAGUUGCUGGUAUAGUUCCCUCCAUUGAGAAAGCACGUCUUUACCGUGGUAAAGGAGGGGAAAUAAUGCGCUCUGCUGUUUCUCGUUUCAUCGAGUGCAUUUCCCAAGCUCAAAUAUCUCUGACUGACAAGAUAAAACGAAGUUUGCUUGAUACGCUCAACGAGAACAUGAAACAUCCUAAUUCUCACAUACAGAAUGCUGCUAUUGAAGCCUUUAAACACUACAUUCCUGCUUACCUGAUAUCCAUGGACAACAAGGGAAUGAACGAUAUCAUUUCAAGAUAUCUUGCACAGUUGUCUGAUCCUAAUGUUGCUGCAAGACGAGGAUCGGCUCUUGCACUAGGUGUUCUGCCUUUCGAGUUUCUGUCUCAAGGGUGGAAAUCUGUGUUGACAAAACUCUGUUCUUCCUGUGAAAUUGAGAAUAAUGCUGAAGAAAGGGACGCUGAAGCACGAGUCAAUGCUGUCAAAGGACUUGUAUCUGUUUGUGAAACCUUAACCGAAGCUGGAGAAUCUUGCUUUACCAAAGAAGACGAGUCCAACCUAUUCCAUUUCAUCAGAAAUGAAGUUAUGUGCAGUCUUUUUAAAGCUCUGGAUGAUUACUCCACUGACAACAGGGGCGAUGUAGGUUCUUGGGUACGUGAGGCUGCAAUGGAUGGCCUUGAAAAAUGCACAUAUAUUCUGUGCACGAGGGAUUCUACAAAUCAAGAAAAAGAUUCGUAUUUCGAUCCCGUUUUGGCAAAUGAUUUAGUUGGAGGCAUUUUGAAGCAAGCUGUGGAGAAAAUGGAUAAAAUAAGGGAAUCAGCAGCAAAGAUUCUCCAGAGAAUUCUAUACAAUAAAACAACUUUCGUCCCACAUAUACCAGAAAGGGAUACUCUCGAAAAUAUAGUUCCGGACGAGGCUGAUUUUAAGUGGGGGGUGCCGACGUUUUCGUAUCCUCGUUUUGUACAACUUCUUCAAUUUGAUUGUUAUAGUAAAUAUGUUGUGUCGGGGCUAGUUAUAUCUAUUGGCGGUUUACAAGAUUCUUUGAAGAAGGCAUCACUCACUUCUUUGUUAGACUAUCUUCUUGAUGACUCGAGACAGUUCAGUCUGUCAAUAGAUAUUCUAUGGGUGCUUCAGAAAUAUCGAAGAUGUGAUAGAGUCAUUAUUCCCUCUUUGAAGACUAUCGAGAUCCUUUUCAGCCGAAAGUUACUGUUGAACAUGGAGGCUCAAACUCCAGUCUUCUGCGCGGGAGUUUUGGAUUCUGUGGCUAUAGAGUUAAAAGGAACAAAGGACUUCUCCAAACUAAAUGCAGGAAUUGCAAUACUCGGAUAUAUUGCUUCAAUUUCGGACCCUAUAAACACAAGGGCAUUCUCCCAUCUACUCACUUUCCUCGGCCACAGAUAUCCCAAGAUCAGGAAAUCUGCCGCUGAACAAGUGUAUCUUGUUCUUCUGGAAAACGAGAGUCUAAUGGAAGAGGAGAAAUUAGAUGAAGCGAACGAAAUUAUUACGGAGACUUGUUGGGAAGGGGAUGUGGAAGAAGCGAAGAAGAGAAAGGUACAGUUAUGUGAAAUGGCUAAUAUUGGAAAUGCACAAACAUUAUUAAAUGGUACCGAGAUAAAAUCGAAGAAGGAUAUUGUUCGACAGAAAGUUGUGUCCACCGACGAAAAUUCUUCCUACUCUUCCUUAGUUGGAUCUGCUGGAUUUUAGCAGUAUAAUUUUCUUGCAAUGUGUGUGUGUGUGUGUGUUUUAAAGCUUAAGUAAGUAUGAACUCAAGUAAGUAUGAACUUUGCCUAAUUAAUAGGCUUAAUGAAAGGGUGAAAACCUCAAAGCUAUAAUGAUUAAUGAACAUGAGCCUAUUUCAUGUGUUGAUUCUCGA
Erythranthe guttata (spotted monkey flower) is the source of this 3455-nucleotide messenger RNA. The record is from RefSeq and is a predicted model, not a curated record. NCBI's taxonomy places the organism in Eukaryota, Viridiplantae, Streptophyta, Magnoliopsida, Lamiales, Phrymaceae.